This is a messenger RNA of Arctia plantaginis, 2283 nucleotides long. NCBI's taxonomy places the organism in Eukaryota, Metazoa, Arthropoda, Insecta, Lepidoptera, Erebidae. The record is from the annotation of a GenBank genome assembly.
AUGGUCCAAUUACUGUAUAUAGUUGCAAGUUUGCACGUUUUACUAUGCCCAUUUACAAAAGUAGAAGAAAGUUUUAAUAUACAAGCUACUCACGACGUUUUAUAUCAUCGAAAUAACCUAUCACAGUAUGAUCAUAACGAGUUUCCAGGGGUCGUGCCAAGGUCAUUUAUCGGCCCUCUAGUAAUUUCAGCCAUAUCAGCCCCUAUAGUAACGUUAUUUCAUGUUACCGGAAUCAACAAGUUUUGGAUGCAAUAUGUAGUUCGCUUAAUGCUUGCACUGUCAGUAAUAGCAGCAUGGAGUCGGUUGAGGAAUGCAUUACAAAAACAAUUUGGAAACACAUUUGCCUGGUGGUUUACUAUCAUCACUGUCACUCAGUAUCAUUUCAUGUUUUAUAUGAGCCGGCCAUUACCUAAUAUUAUGGUGCUACCAUUAGUGCUAUUGUCAUUUGAAGGUUGGCUGAGAGGUAGACCGAAGUUGUUUAUAGUAUCUGCUGGAGCUUCAAUAAUCAUAUUUAGGUCUGAGCUAGCUAUGCUUUUCGGAUUGUUCCUCAUCAUAGAUUUAUAUUUCAGGAAAAUUGACUUAAGAACGCUAUUCAAGAUAGCAGUACCAGCAGGCAUUGGACUGAUAGGACUUACUAUAGCUAUAGAUUCUCUGUUUUGGAGACGGCUGCUGUGGCCCGAAGCAGAAGUCUUUUGGUACAACACCAUCCUUAACAAGAGCUCUGAUUGGGGUACAUCACCAUUUCUGUGGUACUUUUACUCAGCACUACCUCGUGGACUUGGGCCCAGUUUAGUUUUAAUCCCACUUGGAAUGUACUUGGAUAAGCGGCUGAUUCAGUUUGCUGCGCCGGCAUUCGUUUACAUUUUACUGUAUUCAUUUUUGCCGCAUAAGGAACUUAGGUUUAUAAUAUAUGUCUUCCCUUUGCUCAAUAUGGCGUCUGCUGCGGCUUGUACGUAUAUAUAUGUAAGACGAACGAAAGCCCCCAUUUACGAAUUACUAUUUUGGGGCACAAUUGUAAUAAUAAUAGGUAACAUUAUAAUAUCAUUAGCAUUCACUUUGGUAGCUAUGACGAAUUAUCCUGGUGGAGUGGCUAUUACUAGAUUCCAUAAACUUUUGAAAAACGAACCGUUCGUCCAUGUCCAUAUUUGUAAUUUGGCAGCACAAACUGGUGUAACUAGAUACACCCAAAUUCACGAUCGCUGGACAUAUAGUAAAAACGAAUCUUUACAACCAGAACAAUUACAAGAAUAUACCCAUCUUCUUGUUGAAGCAAAAAGCAAAUAUUCACCAAAUCUCAAAUAUUUUACACAAACACAUGUUAUUUUAGAUAGUAUAGAAUCAUUUUCCCAGAUAGCCAUGAAUUAUAAGUUGAUGCCGCCGAUACGAAUUAAAACUAAACCAGCUUUAUUUAUACUAGAAAGGAUAGAUUUCCGCGAAAAUCCACAUGGAUACGGUUCUAUGGACUUAAAAUCAAAGGAAACUAUACCUCAAAUAAGUGAAGAAACUGUUGUAGAAGAAAUUGAUUAUGAAAAUAUCGAAGAAAAGACUAUUCCUGCAGAAUCUAAAGAAUCUAUAAAUAUAGUGGAAGAAAAACUUGACAGAAAUGAAGAACAAAGACAAGAAGAAGUAGUUCAUAAUGUAGAAAUAUUUGAAGAUAAAAUUGUACCUAAAGUUGAAAUAGAAGAAAAGAACUUAAAAGAAGCAGAAAAUGAAUCGAUAUCACAAGAAAAUAUAAUCGGCAAUUCAAAAUUACACAAAGCUAAAAAAGCUAUUGAAGAUUUAAAAAUAUUAAGACAGGAAAGAAAAAAGAAGGCUAUAGAAAAAAUUAAACUAGAAACUCGAAAAGAAGUUGUGGCAUCAGCGAAAGAGAAACUGAAGGAAAUAAUGAAACGUCACAAACAUAUUGCUGACGAACUAUCAAAUAGUAUUAUUUCUGAUGUUACAAUAGAAUUGGAAGAACAGGAAAAAGAUGGUAGAGGAGAUAUACCCAAUAUCGAAUCUAUUGUUCAAGAAAAUAAUGAUGCUCCUGAAACAGAAAGUCAAGAUAAAGAAACACCAGAAACAGUUACAGAUAAUAUACUAUCUGAUAGUCCUACAACAGUUAAGAACGAAAACGUAGAUUCUAUUGUAGAAGAAGUCAUAGUCAGGUUAAUAGACAGGAAAAUCUAUGAUGACAAAACAAAACCUGAAGAUAUCAAAGCGGAGGAUAGGCUAAUGAUACAAAAAAUUGUUGAAGAAGUUUUAUCAGAAAGAAUGAAUUACUCUAAUGUUGAUACUAAGUAA